GUAGAGUGCGAGCGUUUUUUUGAACAAAACUAGACCGUAAACCAUGAACAGCAGCCACCUAUUUCAACCGAACCGUGCCCUGGGCUACGUUAGCAAUCAUAUUCCGGCCAACGUGCGAUACAUAGAUCAGAGGCGCGAGAAUGUCGUCAUCACUUGCGUUGGACGUUCGUUUCACGUAUACGGGUGCAACAGUUUCCGGCUGAUUCGGACCGGACGCAUUCAUCCGGCUGACAUUACGGCAAUAGCGGCGGACGGAUUCUUAACCUAUGUUGCCUCCGGUAAUCUGAUCUAUGGCUGGCGAUCGAGUGUGGAACUGCGCAAGAUUUACCGUGGACACGGGAAGCCCGUACACCUGUUGCUGCCUUUUGCCAAACAUCUCAUUUCGGUUGAUGCGAGCAGCCUGCUGAAGAUAUGGAUCGUAGCAACACAAGAGCUAUACCUGGAGAUACCAUUCGCUAACAACGAGUUUGAAAUAUCGGCCAUUGUUCAUCCAGCAUCGUACAAGAACAAAAUUCUGCUUGGCAGCGCGCAGGGCGGAUUGCAACUGUGGAACUUGAAAUCAUGCAAAUUGGUGCAUAAUUUUGCCAAGUUCGACAGCAAGGUUUUGCAGCUGGAACAGGCACCCGCUAUAGAUGUUAUUGCCGUUGGACUACACAGCGGAAAGAUUAUACUGCUGAACAUUCAGUAUGAAGAGGUGGUCGUGGAGGUACAGCAAGAUUGGGGGCCAGUGACGGCAAUAAGCUUCCGGACGGAUGGUACCUCGAUCAUGGCUACGGGCAGUUCGAACGGUCAGGUCGUUUUUUGGGAUUUGGAAGAAAGAACAAUUGUUUCAACACUGAUGGCCCACGAUGAUUCCGUUACGGGGCUUCAUUUUUUGCCCAACGAGCCACUGUUGGUGACGAGUUCGCCGGACAAUUCUUUAAAAAUGUGGAUUUUCGAUUUGUCCGAUGGUGGGGCACGUUUGUUACGGUUUCGCGAAGGACACGCUGCACCACCGACGUGUAUCCGGUAUCACGGUGCAUCCGGCCGGAAUAUAGUAUCGGCCGGGGAAGAUUCUUCUCUGCGGAUCUUCAGUACUGUUGCGGAGACGUUAAACUGCAGCUUGGGAAAGGCUAGUUACAACCGGAAGGCGUCGAAAAAGCAAAAGAAAAAAUCAGAAGACCCGUUCCGUAUGCCACCCAUCGGGUACUUCACGACGGAAGUGACGCGUGACAAAGAGUGGGACAGUAUCGCAGCGCUUCAUCAGGGACUGGUGCAAGUAACGACCUGGUCAUACGAUAAGCGACGCAUGGGUGAUCUUCAUCUCGUGCCGGAAGCGUUCCAAAACAAGCAACACAACAAGGACUUUUCCGUAAUGGCCACCUGCCUGUGCUUGAGUCAUUGUGGCAACUUUGUCACUAUCGGCUAUUCGAGCGGGCAUGUCGAACGAUUCAACAUACAAAGUGGUAUUCAUCGUGCUAGCUAUGGAUCGCCAUGCGCCCACAAAGACUACAUCCGGGGCCUGUCCAGUGACAAUUUGAACCAGCUAAUAGUGACUGGUGCCGCGGAUGGAUUGCUUAAGUUUUGGAACUUUAAACAACCACAAUCGACGGUCAUUAGUACUCCACUCGAUACGCUCAAUCUGCACGAACCGAUAACACUGAUGCGUACGCACCGCGAAAGUGCCAUAAUUUGUGCUGCCCUGGAUGAUUUCACGGUUGUUCUGGUGGAUUUGGACACGCGUGUCAUUGUGCGCCGUUUCGAGGGACAUCGGGGUACGAUAGUGGAUGCGUGUUUCUCACCCGACAGUCGAUGGCUCAUAACGACGGCGCAGGAUUGUAUCGUGAAGGUAUGGGACAUACCCUCUUCCUAUCUGAUCGAUCACUUCCGCGUUUCGCACAUGUGCACUUCGCUCACUAUGUCCCCAACGGGUGACUUUCUAGCAACGGCACACGUAGACUAUCGUGGCAUAAAUCUGUGGGCUAACAAGAGCCUCUUCACGAAUGUUCAGCUGCGUGGACUGAAGCCAGAAUCUGAAGCUCCACUGCUGGAUCUACCGACCGCGAAGUGUGAUGAGCAGCAACAAGACGGUACUGGUUUUCCUCUUGAUACCGCGAAAAGGAUGGAACUGGAAGAGCUGGAGGAUGCGUUCGAAGAAAUCAACCUCGAGUAUAAUUCACCGCCCCAAUUGUCGCGUGAGCUGAUCACCAUGUCCACGGUGGCUAUUUCUCGGUGGCAAAAUCUGUUAAAUUUAGACAUCAUCAAGAAACGCAACCGACCUCGGCAAGCUCUUAAGAAACCAAAAUCUGCCCCAUUCUUUCUACCGACCGUGGCUGGGCUUGAUUUCGAGUUCGAUUUGAAUGCUGCGUCGGGUGACAAAACGAUGGAAGAUAAACCGACCGUUGACGGAUCACGCAUUAUCGAUCUGAAGCAGGUAGAUCACUUGACGCCAUUCGGAAAGCUGUUGAAUGCGGCGCUCGUAACAGAAGAGUAUAAUAAGCCGAUCGACUAUCUGAUGAAGCUCGGUCCAUCGAUGAUUGAGCAUGAAGUGCGAAAUUUAACACCAUUUAACAGUGGCAGUGGCAGUCUCCCGGUGAUGGGCAUGUUCAUGCGCAUGAUUAUCCACAUGUUCGAGCAGCGAAAGGAGUUUGAGCUAGCGCAGAGCUAUCUGAGCCUGUUUUUGAAACUUCAUGGACGGACGGUCGUGGAGAACAAGCAGCUGAGUGAUCUAUUACCGGCCGUAGAGGAAGCACAAACAACGAGCUGGACCGUUUUGGAGGAUAAGCUGCUGUACGGAUUGGGGGUUGUUAGCAAUUUGCGAAACUACAGCACUUAGAGAAUAAAACUUAAGGCUUACCCGUUGAAGAAACAGGUAGAA
This is a messenger RNA of Anopheles maculipalpis, 2857 nucleotides long. RefSeq names its product WD repeat-containing protein 36. Gene Ontology annotation, biological process: rRNA processing. The coding region runs from base 44 to 2815 and encodes 923 amino acids. Gene Ontology annotation, cellular component: small-subunit processome; Pwp2p-containing subcomplex of 90S preribosome. Gene Ontology annotation, molecular function: protein binding. Lineage: Eukaryota; Metazoa; Arthropoda; Insecta; Diptera; Culicidae. The transcript has 2 exons. The record is from RefSeq and is a predicted model, not a curated record.